AUGGAGCGAGCACGAACCAGACCCGAGUCCGAGUAUCUUCUCGGCCUAUCGGCACACUCCCUGAGCCUCCGAGACCUAGCCAUCUCCCGACUCUACGCCCUACGAGCCCGCAAAUCCGACCCGAGAUUAACCCCCUUCGCUAACCAGAUUCUAGCCGUUGCUGAGGUUCUACAUGCCGCAGACAGCCGGCUCCACAACCGCCAUCUCGACUACUUUUCUAUCCUCCAAACCCGCCGUUCAGGCUCCGCUGACCUCAACCGCAUUCGGAGCCAGUUCGAGAAGCUCGUGGCCGUCCUUAAUCCGGGGGUAAACAAGUUACCCUUCUCCGACGUGGCCUUCGGCCUCGUCCGGGAAGCAUGGGCCGUGCUCUCCGACCCGGAAAAGAGAACCCUGUACGAGAACGAAAUCGGUGAGCUGGAAAAUAGCGUCGAGAACAAGGAGAAGAACGGGAACGAGAGCCAGAGUACGGACACAUUCUGGACCGUCUGUCCGUAUUGUUACUACCUGUACGAGUACGGCAAGGUUUUCGAGGAAUUUUGCCUUAGGUGCCAGAACUGUAGGAGGGCGUUUCAUGGGGUGGCAGUAAAUGCGCCACCAAAGAGUGAGUUAGUGGAAGGGACGAGGAAAGAUGGAUACUACUUUUGCUGGGCCUGUUUUCCUCUGGGGUAUAACAAAGGAGCAGAGAGCAGUACCACUGGGGUGGAAGUGAAGAAUGUGGGUCAGGGGAGGGCGGGAAUUGGUGACGGAAGAGUAACGAGGAAGGUGAAGACUAAGGCGGGGCGGAUUCGGAUUCGGAUGAACACCAAGACUGUGGCGAGGAACACCAAGAAGAUUAUGGGGAGUGGGAUGAGGUGUAGGAGGAAUGGAAUGGGAGGAAUGGAUUGGACUUCGGAGAGUGGAGAGGCAAGUGAGGGUGGAACUGGUGAGGGUGGAUUGGAGUUCUUUGAAGGGAAAGAUGAUGUCUUUGUUAGUAUAGUGGGUACUCCGUGA
This is a messenger RNA of Juglans regia (Persian walnut), 990 nucleotides long. RefSeq lists its product as uncharacterized. NCBI's taxonomy places the organism in Eukaryota, Viridiplantae, Streptophyta, Magnoliopsida, Fagales, Juglandaceae. The transcript has a single exon. The record is from RefSeq and is a predicted model, not a curated record. The coding region runs from base 1 to 990 and encodes 329 amino acids.